Ictalurus punctatus (channel catfish) is the source of this 1718-nucleotide messenger RNA. It is a transcript of the gene larp6b, whose product is annotated as La ribonucleoprotein 6, translational regulator b. Gene Ontology annotation, biological process: RNA processing. The record is from RefSeq and is a predicted model, not a curated record. The transcript has 4 exons. Gene Ontology annotation, molecular function: mRNA binding. Bases 139 to 1551 code for a protein of 470 amino acids. Gene Ontology annotation, cellular component: nucleus. NCBI's taxonomy places the organism in Eukaryota, Metazoa, Chordata, Actinopteri, Siluriformes, Ictaluridae.
AAUCAGUGUUCUAAUAUGUUUCACCUGGCCUCAGGUUUCCUGCUGAGAGACAGGAGAAGUAGACAGAGGAGGUUGCUCGAGUUUUUGUGUUGAAAACGUGUAUUAUGAAUGAAAAGGUAGACGCACUGUGUCUUCAGUAUGUCUUCCCCCAUCUUCACCGACAUCUUUCAGUGUAAAGAGAGUGUGCUCGUGAGAAGUUUAUCCAGCUGCACUGAUGAUGGUUUAAAUGAUAGUUUGUAUGGGAGCUCAGCAGAACUGACUGAUGUGUUUGAAGAGGAAGGGUGUGAGGAUGAAGCUUGGUCUCCACCACCGAGUGAACUGAGAUGCAAAAUAGCUGCCCAGCUUGAGUACUACCUCUCUGAUGAGAAUCUUGAGGCAGAUGCCUUCCUGUUAAAACAUGUCCAGAGGAACAAGAUGGGUUACGUCAGCCUGAAGUUGUUGACCUCCUUCAAAAAGGUACGAGAUCUGACACGUGAUUGGCGCACUACUCUGGCUUCUGCUCAAACUUCUCCGCACCUGGAGGUGAAUGAGAUCAGAACCAAGGUACGACGGAGAACACCGAUCCCUGACCGCUUGCUCUCCAUCCCCACCACUAAGCUACUGCUGGUUUGGAACUUCCUGGCCAGUUCUACCAAGUUUGAGGACAGCGGGCCAUCUGCAACUGAGCAGCAAGGCAUCAUGGAGACCGCCAUGCACAUGUUUGGUUCACAUGGCACAAUCAAUUCUCUUCGUAUCCUCCGCCCAGGAAAAGAGAUCCCUGUUGAGCUCAAACGCUAUGUCAAAAAACAUGCCGAGCUUGGGCGAAAACUGUGUGCUGUGGUCGAGUACGAGUACUUGGAUGGAGUGCGCAAGGCAUAUGAUAUUCUGAAAGCCCAGGAACAGGCACAAGGUGGGAAAGGUAUCCACGUGGUACUCCUUGGGAGCCGGGGAACACGGAAACAAGGCAGUAGCCAGGGCCAAGCAGAGGAGGAGUCGGAAGAGGGCAUGGAUAAUGACUUCUCAACAAAGCAAAACCGCAAGUCCAAGAAGCACAUUUACUGUCUGGAAGAUUCAGUUUUGUACAGUUCCUCAGAGUCGGACUUCACUCCAGCCUCACCGCGUCCUAACCGUAGAGUCUCUCGUCCUCAGGCUCAGUAUGGUAGCCCCUUGGCCAUCCCACGAGUUUCCACUUUCCAUUCCGACCCUUAUCGAAACCCUCUUGGCAGCCCGGUAGGAAGUCCUCUCCUGCCACACAAGCUUUUUCCUGGAGGUCAUGCUGCCUCACCUCUAGCCACUUCUCCAUUAAGCAGCACUCCGAGUUCAGCGUCAUACAAUAGGAGCAAAUACUCGGGGGAUUUCUCACAGGACAGUGCAGGCUAUGGAGCAAGUCCAUGGGUCCAACGGCGCAAAAAUGCUGCACAGGCUUUUUAUCCAGAGAAAAGCUGCCCCUUGUCCCCAGAUCAGAUUAUGGGAGCUAUCGGUGUGCUAGUCGUGCGCCAGCCAUUGGGCCCUGAUGGCACUAAAGGUUUCCACAACUGCAUUGGAAGAGGAAAGGUACUGCUGCCACAGUGAUGACCUGGAGGAUCUCUGAAGUAGAUUUGUGGGUUGAUCUGCAGUGCAAAUUAUUUUUUAAAGCAGUGUUCAGUGAAUGCUAUUGUCAGUAAUUGUUUGUGGCUAAAAAAAAUGUAUUCCUAUGGUAACUUUGUAUUGAAUAAUAAAUAAAGGUUGUACUAUAAGCA